Molecule: messenger RNA, 922 nt
Organism: Acanthisitta chloris (rifleman)
Lineage: Eukaryota; Metazoa; Chordata; Aves; Passeriformes; Acanthisittidae
Product: NAD-dependent malic enzyme, mitochondrial-like
Exons: 8
Biological process (GO): malate metabolic process; pyruvate metabolic process
Cellular component (GO): mitochondrion
Molecular function (GO): malate dehydrogenase (decarboxylating) (NAD+) activity; malate dehydrogenase (decarboxylating) (NADP+) activity; NAD binding
Source: RefSeq, a predicted model, not a curated record
AGGAUUAUUCAUUUCCAUCUCAGACAGAGGCCACAUAAGGUCAAUUGUGAACAACUGGCCAGAGAAUGAUGUGAAGGCUGUUGUUGUCACUGAUGGAGAAAGAAUACUGGGUCUUGGAGACCUAGGUGUGUAUGGGAUGGGAAUUCCAGUAGGAAAACUGUGUCUGUACACAGCCUGUGCAGGAAUACACCCAGACAAAUGCUUACCCGUGUGCAUCGACGUUGGGACUGAUAACACAACACUCCUGAAGGAUCCAUUUUACAUGGGGCUGUACCAGAAGAGGGAUCGCUCGCAGGUCUACGACGACCUGAUCGAUGAGUUCAUGGAGGCCAUUACAGACAGGUAUGGCCAGAACACACUUAUCCAGUUUGAAGACUUUGGGAACCACAAUGCUUUCCGUUUCCUGAGGAAGUACAGAGAGAAGUAUUGCACCUUCAACGACGACAUUCAAGGGACAGCCUCAGUGGCCUUGGCAGGACUGCUGGCAGCACAGAGAGCCACUGGCAAACCCCUGGUGGAGCAGAAAGUGCUGUUCCUCGGAGCAGGAGAGGCCGCGCUGGGAAUUGCAAACCUGAUUGUCAUGGCUAUGAUGGAGAAUGGAGUUUCUGCUGAGGAGGCCUAUGGGAGGAUAUGGAUGUUUGACAAACACGGUUUGCUGGUCCAGGGCAGAGAACAGAAAGUGGACUCCAAUCAGGAACCCUUUGCACAUCAGGCUCCAGAGAAGAUACCAAAGUCAUUUGAAGAGGCAGUGAAUGUUCUUCGUCCUUCAGCUAUCAUUGGAGUGGCAGGAGCUGGGAGGCUCUUCUCUCAGGGAGUGAUCAAAGCCAUGGCUUCCAUCAACGAGAGACCCAUCAUCUUUGCCCUGAGUAACCCCACGGUGAAGGCUGAGUGCACAGCAGAGGAGGCUUACACCUUCACAGAG